AAAAAAGAGGAGCAUGUCUCGUGAAGCGGCUGGAAUUUACACCCAAAGCGGACCAGCAGUUAAAGCGCAAGACCGCGUGCACCAGAAGCGUUUUUCUACACGCUCUCCUCUAGGGGAUUCUUGUGAGCUGCUCAGAAACCGCCUUUAGAGACAUGGUUAACAAUCCGUGCGCAUUCUAUUGUUGCUAAUUAAGUUUUCCUUAACAGCACAGUCAUCACAUCACAGUUAACAUUAAUGUAGUGUUAAUUCGUAUUAUUGUUUACGUUGCAUUUGCUGCUAGCAGUUCUAAAACAGCUUUAAGUAGACUGCUUUAGAAAGUGUGCUUUCUCGGUAACUUUAACGAACGAACUGUUUCUCUUGACAGUGGCUUAUUUGCUGCAGCUUAAUGUUUUUUUCGGGGUUAAGUAACUCGUUCAUUGUGAUAGGUAACGUUUUAUUUUAGCUUUGAUUUCCCUGAGAAGACAGUGCAAAGAGGUGGAGGUCUCGUCUCGUUAGCCGUAUUAAUUAAAUAGGCUGCAUCGUGCAACCGCGGCACUUUCAUCCGAAGCCUUUUCUUUUUUUAGGGUGUUCUUGUAAACGGUGUUUGGUACUAAUGCUCCCGGUGCUUCUCCACUUCUACAAGUAGGCUAGCUCUGCCUGGUCCGUCUUUCUCGAAAGAUUCUCGCGUAACGUGUUUACUUUGCAUUUUUUAAAGGUUGCGUUGUGAUUUAUGAUUCUUUCGUAAAGCACAGAUAACCUAUAAAAUAGUAUUCCUUAAUUUAGGCUAUGUUUUUGAAUAGCUGCCUAAACAUUUACUAAACACAUAUUUUCAUUUAUGUUGGUGUUAGUUCAGUGACACACACAAUGUUCAUUUGGAAAGACGUAUUUCAAUAGCACAUCGGGUAUUUAUCAUCGCUGUCGUACCGCUUUUUUAUGUGCACGUGUAGCCUGCUAAUAAACAUCAAGGACAAUAAAGGCACGCGUAUAAUAGGUUUCUCAUGAAAUAUAUAGUCCACGACUGUGCUUCUGUGGUGACAUGGAACGAAUAUGACCGUCACCAUUGCGCGUCCACUGUGCAUUUCUGUGCAAUCAGCGCGCCAAGCGGGGAUAAAUUAGACUUGACGCUGGAAGUACCACGGCUUGACAGCUGUCAUCCACGAGCACGGGUGGCCGACAGGAAGCGGGCUCCACGCCGCUCCCGCCAAGCGUUCGCUGCGCUUCUGGUGUAAUUCCAGGUGUAAGUGUCUCACAGAACCGCGAGCAGAAUAUACCUUGCCCAAUGGAUGACCGCUAUUCCUCAAAAUUGUCCCCUGUCGUGGACUACGGAGCCGGUGCCUUCCUCCUGGUCGUGGCCAUGUUGACGUUGGUGGGGAACGUGCUGGUCCUCAUCACGGCAUUUAAGAGGCGGAGAUACAUGAAGCCCCCGGAGCUGCUGAGCGUGAACCUGGCGGUGACGGACCUGGGCGCGGCGCUCACCAUGUACCCCCUGGCCAUCGCCUCAUCCUGGAGCCACCGCUGGGUGGGGGGGCACCCCGCCUGCCUGUACUACGGCCUGAUGGGAUUCCUCUUCGGCGUCGCCAGCAUCGCCACCCUCGCCGUCAUGGCCGUGGUGCGGUUCAUCGUGUCCCUGAGUGUGCAGUCUCCCAAAGAGAAGAUCAGCAAGAGGAGCGUGCACGUGCUGGUGGCGUGCACGUGGCUGUACGGGCUGCUGUGGGCGCUGCUGCCCCUGCUGGGGUGGGGGCGGUACGGGCCGGAGCCCUUCGGGACGUCCUGCACGCUGGCCUGGGGCGACCUGGGGCGGCACGGCCCCUCCUUCGUCUUCGCCGUGUUCUCCCUGGUCUUGGUCCUCCCCGCCGCCGUCAUCAUCGCCUGCUACUUCGGCCUGGCGCUGAAGUUGCGGCUGGCCUACAGGUCCGUCAACAACAGCGGCCGCAUCCCCAACGUCGUCCGGACCCAGCGCAAACUGGUGCUCAUCGCGGUGCUGGUGAGCGCGGGGUUUGUCGGCAGCUGGACACCGUACUCGGCGGUGAGCCUGUGGUCGGCGUUCCACCCCGGCGACGCCCUCCCCGCCGUGGUGGCGCUGCUGCCCUGCCUCUUCGCCAAGUCGUCCACUGUCUUCAAUCCGCUGGUGUACUACCUGUUCAGCAACACCUUCCGGACCGAGGUGCGCAGCCUGUUGUGGGCGUGCCGGCAGGCCGACGCGCUGGCGGACCGGGACGGCGAAUACGGCGCCGACGACCACCACCGCCCCUACGCCACGCGCGACCGGGGCGUCGCCCCGCGCGACCAGAACGGGGGGGGGCGCCUCCUGCCCCCCUGCGGCGACACCGAGGAGAGCAGAGCGGACUUUUCCAGCCUGGCGCCGGCCGCCAUCGCCCAGUCGGCACGCCGCCCGGAAGGACCCGGAAACAGGAAACUGUGACGUCACUGACAGACAGACCUGGUCCCCCCCAACCCCCCCCCCCCCCCGUUUCAUCAACUCUCUUCCUGGAUUUUAGGGUGGGGGCAGAGCAGGGACGGGGUCAGGACAGAGAGACAGGAAGAGAGGACGGUCCUCACAAGAACUCUCCUUGUCUGCUCAUCACACGGGGACCCUUCAAGGGUGCAGCACCAAAUCUGGGCUUCUGUGCAAAUACAGUCCGC
Messenger RNA from Anguilla anguilla (European eel), 2622 nucleotides. RefSeq names its product opsin 8, group member b (gene opn8b). Gene Ontology annotation, molecular function: G protein-coupled receptor activity. The transcript is spliced from 4 exons. The record is from RefSeq and is a predicted model, not a curated record. Bases 1259 to 2401 code for a protein of 380 amino acids. Gene Ontology annotation, cellular component: membrane. NCBI's taxonomy places the organism in Eukaryota, Metazoa, Chordata, Actinopteri, Anguilliformes, Anguillidae. Gene Ontology annotation, biological process: G protein-coupled receptor signaling pathway.